AUGAAAUUUGCCAAAGAGCUGGAACAGGAACUGGUUCCUGAGUGGCGGGCAAAGUAUCUCGACUACAAGACCGGCAAAAAGAAAGUCAAGGCCAUCACUCGAGCACUCCAGAAGGCGCACCGAAGUCCCCAUGUCCAGUCCCAUAAAAAUCCCACUCCCGCCCCGCAAAGUCGCGGCGCAGCCGCCCACUUGGCCCUCACGCCCUCCAACACCGAUAAACCGCUCGAUGGAGGAGAACAUAAUGCUACACCUACACAACAGCGAGGCGGCUCCACCUCACCAUCAAUAACGCGGUCCACGCCGGUGCCCAGAACCGAGCGACAACCGCUUCGCACGCCAGGAUCGCGGUUCUCUGAACAUGUUGGUAGUUAUGGAAGCAUACUUGCAACGCCGCCACAACAUUAUACUGCAGGCUCGGACGUAGGCUCAUUUGAACUUCCGGACCCGGCACUUGACCCAGAUGAGGAGUAUCUGCCACACGAGGAUAUUGCGGAAAGACCCAGAAAUCUCCGGACACCUUCGCCAGUUAUAGAUCGCCGUAGCAUGGCGAACAAUUCACCCUCUCACCCUAUUUCAGAACCUUUGCCGGCCCAGAGGCCCCAACUGGACCAACGGGCGAGCUAUCAAAGUCAGAUGGGCGAUGCCUUGACAAAGGUGACAUCGGGCCGGACAUCACAGCUUCUGCGACGUGUAUUCACGGCGGAGGGAGAUUCUGGCGUGAGACGAUCACAGUACGAUGCCAGCGCUAGUGCUGAGCUUGAUAAACGCCAAGAUGAGUUCUUCGAGUUUUUGGAUAGCGAGUUGAACAAGAUCGAUGCGUUUUAUGUCAUGAAAGAACAAGAGGCCACCGAGAAACUGCGGGUCCUUCGCCAGCAAUUACAUAUUAUGCGAGAUCAGCGCAUCCAAGAGGUUCUAGCUGCUAAGAAAGCUGUCAAAUCUGAUAACUCACAGACACAGCAACGGCCAAAUGGAUUCGCCAAAAUCAAGAGCGUUCGAAUCAAGGAUACAUUGGUGGGGAAGAACCGUUUUGGCAAGAACACAGAAGCGCUGGCGCAGAUGGCGACCCCUGGCAUGCAUGCUCAGGAUCGAGAAUUCAUCGCCAACCGGAGGGACUUUAUGCGGCGACAGGAUUCAGCAAGUAACGAAGUGCCCUAUCGCUCUGCUAAGCGCAAGCUCAAGCAUGCGUUGCAGGAGUUCUACCGCGGAGUGGAACUCCUCAAGGGUUAUGCUUAUUUGAAUCGAACGGCUUUCCGGAAGAUUAACAAGAAAUACGACAAAGCGGUUAACGCCCGCCCACCGCUCCGGUAUAUGUCCGAGAAGGUCAAUAAAGCGUCCUUCGUGCAGAGUGAAGUGAUUGAGAGCCUGAUGGUAGCGGUCGAAGACUUGUAUUCCCGUUACUUUGAGCGCGGUAAUCGCAAAAUCGCUGUCUCCAAACUCCGUCACACAAUCAACAAAUCUGGCGAUUACUCACCCAAUACGUUCCGCUCUGGUCUGCUGCUGAUGGGUGGAACUCUGUUUUCCAUCAAGGGCUUGGUUGAUGCUACGGCAAAUCUCCGCUCGGAUGAUGUGUCUGAACAAGUUCGGACCAGUUAUCUUCUUCAGAUAUAUGGUGGGUAUUUCCUCAUCGUGUUCCACGUCUUGCUCUUUUGCUUAGAUUGUAUGAUCUGGACAAAGUCGAAGAUCAAUCAUGGAUUCGUUUUCGAAUACGAUCCUAGACACACCUUGGAGUGGCGUCAGUUGCUAGAGAUCCCUUCUUUCUUCUUGUUCUUGAUGGGCCUAUUCAUGUGGCUCAACUUCUCAUGGUACAACCACAUGUAUAUCUACUGGCCUGUCGUGCUUAUUGGCUUGACAAUAAUUAUCAUUUUCUUGCCGGCCCGUGUUCUUUACCACAGGAGCCGCAAGUGGUUUGCUUUUUCCAAUUGGCGGCUUUUGCUUGCCGGAAUCUACCCAGUCGAGUUCCGUGAUUUCUUCCUCGGCGACAUGUACUGUUCUCAGACAUAUGCCAUGGGAAACAUCGAGCUCUUCUUCUGUCUAUAUGCCUCGUACUGGGGCUACCCUCCCAAGUGCAACUCCUCCCAUUCUCGACUCUUGGGCUUCUUCCAAUGCCUUCCGUCAGUCUGGCGUGCUUUCCAGUGUAUUCGCCGUUACCUGGAUACGAAGAACGCAUUCCCCCAUCUCCUGAACUUGGGCAAGUACAUAUUCGGUGUCCUCUUUUAUUCUACUCUCAGUAUGUACCGCAUCAACCUCCACACGCGGUUCCAAGCCUCGUUCAUCACCUUCGCCCUCCUAAACGCUGUCUACACCUCAGUGUGGGAUCUAAUCAUGGACUGGAGUUUGGGUAAUCCAUACGCAAAGAACCCAAUGCUCCGCGAAGUCCUCGCCUUCCGGCGCGUAUGGGUAUACUACGCCGCAAUGCUACUCGAUGUAGUCGUCCGUUUCAACUGGAUCUUCUACGCAAUAUUUAUCACAAACAUCCAGCAGUCAGCCUUGCUCAGCUUCAUGGUCUCCCUUUCAGAAGUCUGCCGCCGCGGUGUCUGGUCCAUCUUCCGUGUCGAAAACGAGCACUGCACAAACGUGCUCCUCUUCCGUGCUUCACGUGAUGUCCCUCUUCCCUACGACAUCCCCUCACCAGCUGCACCCCUCGACGGCUCACCGGAAGAUGUCCAACUCCAAGAACAGGCCGCCUCAACACCCUUCAUGUCGCCCGGCGACGUCGAGCAGGGUACCCCAUCGAUGUCCAGUAUGCGGGCCCGCAACCGCCGCCCCUCGCUUGGUAUCGCCCGCGUCGGCACGAUCGUGGCCUCAGCCCACGCGCAGGAUUUCGAGCGCAGACGUCUACCAAAUUACAUGUCCAGCGCGAGUGUGGGACGAGAUAUGGUCAAUGCCGCAGACGAUAGCACGGACGAAGACGACGAGGCGGAUCUGAGCACGGAUGAGUCAACGGCUGAGCCUCAACAGUCGAGACCGGCUUUAGAGCGCAGGGAUACAAUGGGGAGGAUUGUUGAGUAG
Penicillium vulpinum is the source of this 3009-nucleotide messenger RNA. Its product is annotated as SPX and EXS domain-containing protein. Gene Ontology annotation, cellular component: cytoplasm; Golgi apparatus; plasma membrane. Gene Ontology annotation, molecular function: inositol hexakisphosphate binding. The record is from RefSeq and is a predicted model, not a curated record. Gene Ontology annotation, biological process: cellular response to phosphate starvation; phosphate ion transport. Lineage: Eukaryota; Fungi; Ascomycota; Eurotiomycetes; Eurotiales; Aspergillaceae. The transcript has 6 exons. Bases 1 to 3009 code for a protein of 1002 amino acids.